AUGUCAGCUAACCGGUGUUUGCACUUGUUUUCUCGGCUUCAGCGGCACAUUAUCCCCCGGGCUGCCCGUUGUCCUGUGUCUUCUGGCUCUGCUUUGUUGCACAGACAACACCAGGAUGGCUCUCAGGUUUCCAGAAGAACAGUUUCAUCAGACAGCUUUUCUUCAAAACCCCCUGACACCUCUCUGUUUGUCCCGGUGUCUCUGAAGGCUGACGCCUCGGAAAAUGGGGAUGUGGGGGUGGAGCUGACACAGCCCCUCGAUAGAACUGAACUGCUGAAAGUUCUGAACAAGUUUUAUAAGAAGAAGGAGAUGCAGAAGAUGGCAACAGACCAUGGCCUUGAUGCUCGUCUGUUCCACCAGGCCUUCAUUAGCUUCAGGAAGUAUGUUCUGGAAACGCUGUUCCUUCCUGCCGAUCUGCACAUCAUCCUCAGUGACAUCUGCUCCGGGUCAGGUCAUCUUGAUGACAUCUAUCCGUACUUUAUGCGUCAUGCCAAGCAAAUCUUUCCUAUGCUGGACUGUAUGGACGACCUGAGGAAGAUCUCAGACCUCAGAGUUCCUGCCAACUGGUACCCUGAUGCUCGUGCUAUCCAGAGGAAAGUGAUUUUCCAUGCUGGUCCCACUAACAGCGGUAAAACCUACCAGGCCAUCCAGCGCUACCUGGCCGCCAAGUCUGGAGUUUACUGCGGCCCCCUGAAACUACUGGCCCACGAGAUCUUUGAAAAGAGCAACAAUGCAGGUGUGCCUUGUGACCUGGUCACUGGAGAGGAGAGGAGCUUCAUGGACCCCGAUGGUCGAGCAUCUGCUCACGUGGCCUGUACCAUUGAGAUGUGCAGCGUCACCACACCUUAUGAAGUUGCUGUAAUUGAUGAAAUUCAGAUGAUCAGAGAUCCUUCCAGAGGCUGGGCCUGGACCAGAGCACUACUGGGUCUCUGUGCGGAGGAGAUCCAUGUGUGUGGGGAACCUGCAGCCAUUCACUUUAUCAGAGAGCUGAUGUUCACCACUGGAGAGGAGAUGGAGGUCAACACCUACAAGCGUUUAACUCCAUUUGAAAUCUUGGAUCAUGCUGUGGAGUCAUUAAACAACUUGAGACCAGCAGACUGCAUUGUCUGCUUCAGUAAAAAUGACAUCUACUCCAUAAGCAGACAGAUUGAGGCCAGAGGACUGGAAUGUGCUGUCAUUUAUGGGAGCUUACCUCCAGGCACCAAGCUGUCCCAAGCCAAGAAGUUCAAUGACCCUGAUGACCCCUGCAAGAUACUGGUUGCUACAGAUGCUAUUGGCAUGGGCCUUAACCUGAGUAUAAGACGUAUCAUCUUCAACAGUCUAAUAAAGCCUAAUGUCAACGAGAAAGGGGAGAAACAGAUGGACACCAUCAGCACGUCACAAGCUCUGCAGAUAGCUGGACGCGCAGGGAGAUUCUCCUCCAUAUAUCAAGAGGGACAAGUUACCACCAUGCACAGAGACGACCUGCCUGUUCUGAAAGAGCUCCUCAGCCGCUCUGUAGAGCCCAUACAGACUGCAGGUCUGCAUCCUACAGCAGAGCAGAUAGAACUGUUUGCGUAUCAUCUACCUGAUGCUACCCUGUCCAACCUUGUCGACAUUUUUGUCAGCCUGUCUCAGGUGGACGGCAUGUAUUUUGUCUGCAACAUUGACGACUUCAAGUUCCUGGCUGAUAUGAUUCAGCACAUCCCACUCAACCUGAGGUCACGCUACGUCUUCUGCACUGCUCCCAUCAACAAGAAACAACCUUUUGUAUGCACCUCCUUCCUAAAGUUUGCCCGUCAGUUCAGUCGGGACGAGCCGCUGACGUACAACUGGGUCUGUCGCCACGUCAGCUGGCCUCUGUCUGCACCCAAAAACAUAAAAGACCUCAUUCACCUGGAAGCUGUUCACGAUGUGUUCGAUCUGUACCUCUGGUUAAGCUACCGUUUCAUGGACAUGUUCCCAGACACGGCAAUGGUUCGGGAAUCCCAGCAGGAGCUUGAUGACAUCAUAAAACAGGGCGUCCGAAACAUCACCCUUCUCAUCCGAGCCACCAACUCCUCCAUCACCGCCCCCCUGGGCAGCAGGCGGGGACAAAAGGGUGCUAUUAGCGGAAGUGCCAGCGCUGCUAAUGUGACCAAUGUGAGCAAUAAAAGAGCUGAAAGAGGCCCUGUGGAAGAACUGAUGGACAGCUCUCUGGCUGGUCGUCUGGUGAGAGACGGGCUGUUGACUCCUGAUUUGCUCCGGCAGCUGCAGGUGGAGUGGUCAAAAAAUAAAAAGCAGGAAGUCCCCAAUCAGAGCGCACUCGAUAAAGAUUACAGAGAUAACACCAGGGUGAAAAAUAAAAGGAAGAAGUAGUGAAGAAAACAAGACGGGAUCCUUGCUGCUCCUAUGGAGAGGGAUAAUUGAUACGAGCCUUGGAUAAUAUCUGGAGGUUUGAUUCAAAUAAAUCAUGUUUUUCUGCCCUGGAGGUAUCAUUAAAGCUAUUAAACAUAAAAAUGUAGCUUGACAAGACCGGUUCAUUCAUAGUAAUUUGGUCUGGACACCAGAUUAAUGGGUAAUUACAUGUUUUGCUUACAUUUACCCUAAUAAAAGCUGUCAUUGUAUUCUCCCUUUUCACUGGGAGAUUAAAAUACAUCACAGUGGAAGAUUAUUCAAAACUGUCUAAUUACCCAACAACAAACUUUACUGACCACAUUUUACAUUUCAAUAUUUGGAUUUAGCGCCGAAGAAACGUAUCUGUUGUCACGCAUUAAUGUGGGAGAUGUGAUGUCCUGCCUGAGCUAUCGGCCCACAACUAGAAGCUGACAACAUUGUUUACCACGAUGUUUUAAUGGAGAGUCACUUGGUGCCGUAAUGCUCUUUGAGAAGCAUUGUGACCAAGAAACAUUUUAACAUGCACUGUGAGUGUGUGUGUUAUGCAGGUCUGCAAAACGUUACUUUUGAUUUGUAAACUCAAAUGUGAACCCUCGGAACGGCGUGAAUAUGUAUGCAACCUAAUUGAGCGGUGAAACUAAUCUGAAAUAAAUGUAUAUUGAUUACAGCCCUGUAAGUGUCCAUAUACAGAUAAAAUGCCAUAUUUUUUCUUGUUUGUAUAUUUAAGAUGAAAACACAAGUCAAUUAAAAAUGUACUAUGUUUUAACGGU
Gymnodraco acuticeps is the source of this 3125-nucleotide messenger RNA. RefSeq names its product SUV3-like helicase (gene supv3l1). Gene Ontology annotation, biological process: RNA catabolic process; mitochondrial RNA 3'-end processing. Gene Ontology annotation, cellular component: mitochondrial degradosome. The transcript has 16 exons. The record is from RefSeq and is a predicted model, not a curated record. Gene Ontology annotation, molecular function: RNA helicase activity; hydrolase activity, acting on acid anhydrides; ATP binding. Lineage: Eukaryota; Metazoa; Chordata; Actinopteri; Perciformes; Bathydraconidae. The coding region runs from base 1 to 2337 and encodes 778 amino acids.